Cryptomeria japonica (Japanese cedar) is the source of this 1190-nucleotide messenger RNA. Its product is annotated as 10-deacetylbaccatin III 10-O-acetyltransferase. Bases 52 to 846 code for a protein of 264 amino acids. The record is from RefSeq and is a predicted model, not a curated record. The transcript has 2 exons. Lineage: Eukaryota; Viridiplantae; Streptophyta; Pinopsida; Cupressales; Cupressaceae.
CUUUAAGUGAAGAAGCCAAGCAAAGAGAAGAUAAGAGGUUUCCAUUAUAAGAUGGAAGGUUUAGAAGAGUUAAAUGUGAAGAUUGUGGAGCGUUGCCUGGUGCUACCGUGCCUGCCUUCACCCAAAGACACCCUCUGUCUCUCCAAUUUUGAUAACCAGCCAUUGUUGAGAACUUUCUUUAAUACGUUGCUUGUGUACGAGGCUUGUGAAAAGAAUUUAGUAGAUCCUGCCAAAACUAUUAGAGAGGCUCUAUCGAAGGUGUUAGUGUAUUAUUAUCCUCUGGCUGGGAGAUUGAGAAAGAAAGAAGAUGGGAAGCUUCAAGUGGAGUGCACAGGAGAAGGUGUUCUCUUUGUUGGAGCCAUGGUAAACAACAACCUAUCAGCCAUUGGAGAUUUGGACUACCUCAAGCCAUCAUUUAAGCAACUUCUCUUUACAUUCCCUUUCAAUACAGAUCUUGAGGAGCUUCAUCUCAUUGUUAUUCAGGUAAAUCGUUUCACAUGUGGAGGGUUUGUUGUAGUAGUGACUUUCCAUCAUAGUUUAUUUGAUGGAAAAGGAUUAGGACAAUUUCUCAAAGGUCUUGGAGAGAUGGCUAGAGGAGAAGUUAUGCCUUCUAUGAAACCAAUAUGGGAUAGAGAGCUUCUUAAGCCAAGGAAGCUAUUGGUUCAUAACUUAGACAUGAUUGAAGACAAAACAAGAGGUAUAUCCCACCCAUGGGCAUUACCCAUAUCUAAAGAAUCAAUUCAAGUGUCUCUUACAUUGGACUCUAAUACAAUAAAAUGUAUGAAGCAAGGAUUAUGGAAGAAUGUGGGGAAAUAUACACUACAUUUGAAAUUGUUACAACUUUGAUUUGGCGAGCAAGGACUAAGGCACUUGAAAUUCCACAUGCUCAAAGUACAAAUACCUUAUUUAUAGUAGAUGUGAGGGAAUCAUUUGAUCCACCACUACCAAAUGGAUUUUAUGGAAUUUUUUUUGUUUUUGCAUGUGCAAAGGCUACCAUCCAUGAACUCAUGAACCAACCUCUUUCAUAUAUAGUGAAUCUUAUAAAGAAAUCAAAAAUGUUAAUAACUAACUAGUAUCUUAGAUCAAUAGUUGAUAUGAACCAAUUUCCUCUUGAUGUUUCUUGUAACCAAUAUAGUAUAACUCUAAGUGACUGGAGGUGGUUGGGAUUUAAUGAAGUUGACUUUGGGUCA